AUGUCGUUGUCGUCCGGGCCGAGCAUCUUCGAGGCGGCGUCGCAGGGUGACGCAGUGCCACUGACCGAGGCACUGGUCAGCGGGGCCUCUGUGGCAGCCACAGACGCAGAGGGCAACAGCCCGCUACACCUAGCCGCAUACGCACACCGCCUGGCAAACGUCCGCAUCCUCCUCUCCUUUGGCGCCGACGUCAAGGCUUGCAACGGCAAGGGAUGGACACCGCUGCACUUUGCGGCCAUCGCCGGAGCGAUGGAUGUGGUGCGGGUGCUGGUGGAUGCUGGCGCGCCGCUGGAUGCCGCGACCAACGAUGGCGAGCGACCGCUCGACUUUCUCAAUCUCUCCGAGGAUGAGCGGGCUGCGAUGGAGGACGCGGCAGCGGCGGUGGCGGCCCGCAAGGAGGCGAUCGGCGCAGACAUUGCUGGUGGCUCGCUCGACCGCAUGCUUUCGGACACGGUAGCGGUGGUCGAGUCGGGCUCGAUGGUGUUUGAGCACGUUCUCAACACUGUCGACGAGCAGGGCGAUGCCUACGCCAAGCUCCUUGCCCGCGCCCGCAAGCCGAUUGUGCUGCCAUCGGCAGGCGCGCGCAAGGCCGAAUCACAGUCGCAGUCCGCCGGCGAGCCAGACGACACGGCGCCGCACGGCCAGUUUCUGGAGCGGCUGGCGUCGCCCGACGCCCGGACGGCUCCGGCGCCGUCGCCGUCGCGGCGAGUGGGGGCCGCUCAGGUCACCGACUCGGAAGCGGUGGUCGAGGCGCUCGCGGGGCUCGAUGACGAUGCCGAAGACGUGGCAGAGCACUUUGAUGCUUGGGCUGCUGACAUGAAGGCGGUGUUCAUGGAAAAGUUUGGCUACGCGCGGAGCGUGCUGCAGGCGCGGUUCGACAGCAUUCUGGCCGAGACCGAGGCACGGCAUGCGGCGGCCGAGGCCGAGCUGUGUGAGCGCAUUGCCAUGCUCAACGAGCGCGUCGGUGUGCUCGAGAGCGCGCUGGACGAGUCGGAAGCCAACGUCCGGGUCCUCGACGCGCACAUUAUCAAGCUCGACGAGCAGGCGAUCGAGGCCGACCGCGAGGCUGCGCGGCGGCUGGGUGAAGAGCGGCGGGUGGGUGUGGCCAAGUCGAUGCAUAUGGUGCGGCACAAGUAUGCCCACUCCGUAAUGCGGCGAGUGCUUCUGGCAUGGCAUCGGCACGCGGCGAAGAAAAAGGUGGCGUCAGUCGAGCGCGUGUGCGCCAUGCGAGUGGAGGAGGCGACGCGGAUCGUGGUCGACGAGUACUCGGAGCGGCUGGAGACGGCAGAGGCGCGGAUUGCCGAGCUGGAGGAGGCGCUGGCGGCAGCGCAGUUUAACAAGAAGCACUUUGAGGACCACAUGAAGUCCGCGUUUAUGCGCGGCGUCUCGGCGCUCAACAUCGAGGCCAUCGAGCUGUUUGGCGGCAAGCCCGAGGAGUAUGGCUCGUUUAUGGCCGACGUGCCGUCAUACGACGGCGAGCGGGGCUCGGUCGACGCGCCGGCUUCGCCGCCGCGCGCCUCGAGCACCGCCAUCUUUGCCGACACUCUCUCACCAGCCGGCGACAUGUCCGGCCUCGGCCCGCGGCCGACGUCAUCGGUCCGCUUCGAGACUCCGGCCUCGCCGCGUGUUGUCCGCCGCGGCGUGGCUUCCCGCGGCCCGCAAGCCGCCCCGGUGUCGGCCCUCCAGCGCCCGCCGCAAGCGCCGUCCUGA
This is a messenger RNA of Thecamonas trahens ATCC 50062, 1710 nucleotides long. RefSeq lists its product as uncharacterized. The transcript is spliced from 3 exons. NCBI's taxonomy places the organism in Eukaryota, Apusomonadida, Apusomonadidae. Gene Ontology annotation, cellular component: centrosome. Bases 1 to 1710 code for a protein of 569 amino acids. Gene Ontology annotation, molecular function: protein binding. The record is from RefSeq and is a predicted model, not a curated record.